Ictalurus punctatus (channel catfish) is the source of this 3219-nucleotide messenger RNA. It is a transcript of the gene lifrb, whose product is annotated as LIF receptor subunit alpha b. Gene Ontology annotation, cellular component: membrane. The transcript has 18 exons. The record is from RefSeq and is a predicted model, not a curated record. NCBI's taxonomy places the organism in Eukaryota, Metazoa, Chordata, Actinopteri, Siluriformes, Ictaluridae. Bases 188 to 2884 code for a protein of 898 amino acids. Gene Ontology annotation, molecular function: protein binding; cytokine receptor activity. Gene Ontology annotation, biological process: cell-cell adhesion.
CUCCCAUUUCUGCAUUUCUCCAUGGAGGUACAUGGUCCUCCUCUUAAACACUCACUACAUGUCCACACUCAGCUCUUCCGCUUUUAGUUUUGGAUUUACUUUUGUUUUUUUCUUAUUUAAGGAAGAACCAGAGAUACAGCUUGCGACAUCUUAAAGUAGAGGAACAACUUCCCGCACACCAUUACUCAUGAACUAUUCAGACCUGUGCAGUCGUUGUUUGUGUGGAUCUGUCAUGGCCCGUGCAUGUAGGUGGUUCCUGUGUGCUGUGCUCUCAGUGCUGAUCGUGCAAGCGCAGCCACUAACUGCUCCCGAGGAGCUGGAAGUUAACCCAGAAGGUGGCUGGAAUUUUUCAGGUGUUUGGAAGAUGAAUAUUACGUGGAAGAAUGGCGUCAGCAACGGCAUCACACGAGACAAAGUCACCUACGACGUUAGGAUUUUCUAUACUGAGCAAAUGAAACUGGUUCAUAGUGAGACUAUAGAAUUGAACGCGAAUCAAAUGGGCCAUUAUAAGUGGACCUGGACUUCUCCAUUACCUCUGCAGUGUACGUCACAUUCUGUCCAGCUGCGCUACAGAGACCAUGACCACACCAGUGCCUGGACACCUCUGAAGACGUUACCUGGAAAAGACAUACCUGACAUGAAGAACGAAUCGGUGUAUCCUGUGAACCAUAUUGCACUGGUUAGUGAGGGCAUCAGGUUCUGCUGUAUCCUAAAACCGGAACACGAUGGACAGUUCACAUCCUCUAAUUUCACAAUUCGGAUCAGCAACCGGACUUACAUCACGAACCCUAUCCGACAUGCUCUACCGUCUUCAGCACGCGGCUUUGAUAUAACAUGCGAUAAUGAAGGCUCCACUUACUUCAUUGGCUAUGCUCCUGAUGACCACAACCUUACAUGUGAGACCCGGGAUCUCAGUUCUGUGGAGUGUAGCUGGAUUGAAGGGCAACAAAAUGAUGCAGGAAUGAUCGGCCCCACAAAGUACUCCAUCAACGGGAGGGAAUGUUCACCUCAGCUUUGUGUUCUGAACCAGACCAUAGACACAGGGGUGAUGAACUGGACCCUAACUGCCAAAAAUAACCUUGGCACAAAAAUAAUCUUUGACGCAGCCGAUCCAAAACUCAGGGUGCACCUGAAAGCACCGUCACUUUCCUCCCCCACUCUGUUGAAUGCAAGAAAUGCAAGGCUUGACUGGAAAUGGGACAGACUGUCAAAUUAUAAUUCCUUUCCGAUGAUAUGCCAAGUGGAGCGCAGCGGACGGAUAAUUAACGAAACAUUUGAAGGAACAGGACUGACCUCAUUGUUCCUGGCAGAUCUGAAGCCCUUUACUGAGUACAAAGCUCGUGUUCAGUGUGCCUCUCGCGAGCAUUUUUAUAAAUGGGGGGACUGGAGUAACCUCAUCACCUUCAUCACCAAAGAAGAAAUUCCAGAAGCUGUAGAUGUGUGGAUGCAUGUUUUUGGUGAACAGACUUAUGUUGUCUGGAACAGUCUAAGUGCAGCUCAGAGUCAUGGGACCAUCACACGCUAUGUGCUCUUUAUGGGAAACUCUACAGACAGGAAUGAAGAGCGUGUCACCAAAUCACCAACAGAGUUCUGCCACAAGCUGCUAGCAGGCAGCGCCAAAACACACAACGUCAUUUCCAUAUCUGCUGAGAACUCUGCCGGUGUCUCUCAUCCCUCCAGCAUAACCAUCCCCAACCUGUCUCCAGGUGGUAGUGUUAACACCAGUCGUAUAAAAGGAAAUAAUGGAUCUUUUGAUAUGUUCUGGGAACCGAGCCCUAAUUCCAGCUGUGGCUACGUGCUGGACUGGUAUCCAACUUACAAAGCAAAACAGUGUUCUUUAAAAUGGAGAAAAAUCGCGUCCAGUUCCUCCAAAGAAAACAUUUACUCAGACCGUGUUAUGGACACAGAUUUUAAAGAGGGAGUGAAAUACACUCUCUCGGUUUAUGCCUGCAAUUUAGGAGCACCACACUUGCUGCAGAGGAGAGAAGGCUAUAUGGUAGAGCAGCCCCCAUCAGGAACAGUUCAGAAUUUAAGUGCUGUGCAGGAGGGCUUAAAUAUUUACCUCUCCUGGAUAAAUGUGCAUGAAGAGGAGCACAGGGGCUUUAUAGAAGGUUAUAAUGUGUACUACGGUUAUGAUGGUGGAGAUGCACAGAAAGUUGUUAUAUCUGACCCCAGUAUUCAAAGGUACAAGUUCAGUCUUCAGAUGGAAACCUACAAAUUCACAGUGAAGGCAUUCACAUCUGCAGGAGAAGGCCCUGGAUCUACCAUCACUGUGUCAGUGGAUCCUCAGUUUGACCUGGUGAUUAUUAAUGUUGUCGCUGCACUGGCCAUAAUGAUGUUUGUCUUUUGCGUCAUUGCAUUCCUUACCUACAGAAAUUGGAAACGGGUGAAAACAGUGCUGUGGCCUGAGGUUCCCAAGCCGAUGCUUUCAGAAGAAUUUCUUAAAAAUAAUGUUUAUCAGUGGCAAGUGAUGGAUCAGCUGUUGUGUGAAGAAAAUGAAGUGUUGAAAGGAAAGAAUCCGGACCGUUAUCCUCCACUAAUUGUACUAGAGCUACAGAAAGAACAUCACGAGCCCCAGGCUCGCAACAGUCCUCACACCAAUGACUCACCCCCGUCUGAAAAUUAUCAAACACCUAAUAGCAAUCCACAAUCUCUCCCGCUCAUUACUGUUGACCUUUCUUAUAAGGAGUUUCCAUGUCCUGGGAUUCCAAACCCAACAUACAACCUGCCUGUGGUGCCUGCAUCUGAUAAAGUUGUAGCAUCAGGUUACAGGCCUCAGAUACAGAGUGACAGUAGCCAGCACCAACCCUCUGAUGCUCACUGGUGGUCCCACUCACCAUCCAACAUGUCUGAAAUGCAUUAUAUAGACAAACUGGUUAUUUAAAUCUAUCUCAGCCAGUUGAUGUCAGAUCUACCUUCUAAAACUUAUAUCUGCUCCCUCACUAAAAAGUAGUUUAGUGCACUUCAGCAACAUUUUCAGACUUUUCCAAAGAAUUUUAUCCAAAGGAAGUUGUUUUUUAUGCCAGUAAACUACUUUAUGAUUUUCUAUGUGUGUGUGUGUGUGUUUUUUUAGCAUUUAAAAAAGCCAUCCUCUGCACUUUUAAUGUCAACACUGUAUUCAUGUACCUUCUUUUAUUCGGAUUGUAUAUCUCGCAGCAGUUAUCUUGACAGAUGUUUAUAUGAAUUGUGUUCAGAGUAAACACCUUUAAUGUUUGAUGA